CAGACAACUACCUGUGAAACGCGGCGCACACGAUGAUUUACCCCCAUCCAAGUCUUCCGGGCCAGUGGCGACGGGUGCAGGGUUCUUCACCCCCGAUACCGGCAGCUCUGGCAACCUAUUCCGUCUCGCCCAACCCCUCCCGUUUCGCAUGGAAUCAGCGGGGCCCAGCGACUCCUUAACCAGUGACAACUCCUUCUACGCUCAGGAUCUGACAUUCCAUCAAGUACACCCUCCCGCUCGGCCACACGGCCAACUGCCCCAUGUCUCACGUCCAUUGUCAUCUGCCGAUGAAGCGGGCCCUGUUCCUAAGAAGUUGAGGUCGACCGCGCCACCGGGUGAGACGGACAGGCCGAUCAAGCCUUUAAAGGGCGGUGUGGACGAGCUUUCGAAGAAGGUUCCAGCACUUUCUCGACCGAUAGCAGGCAGUAGUAAAAGCAGUGGACACGCAUCUACAACGGUUCCUGGAACAAGAAGAAGCACACGUUUGAACAGUGGGACGGGGAAAGCCGCUCAUGUAUCUAAAGUAGGCGUUGCGAUCCCUGCCGGUUCCUGUUCUCCACUGAUGAUCCAGCAUACAUUGACGCGGGACCGACGACGGAUCCCAACAAACCAUUUGCGCUCUCGUUCCAUGGAAUCUGACAUGGAAGACGAGUUCCAGUCACCUUCCCCACCUGCCAUAGCGAAUUCGCCCCAGUCUGAGACCUCACCUUCAAGGCAUGAUCCGAUGUUGGCGGAUGCCUACGAAUGGGAACUUGCAGAUUUCUAUGUGUACGACCUAACACGGCAAUUUGCUACAGCAGCACGAGCUCUGGCGUUGUACAACUCGCCAAAAUGUCUAGUAGAGCUGGAGAAACUUCCUCCAGUGCAUCAGAAGACUCCCUGGGUUUUAGCUAUGAUAGGACGUGCCCACUUUGAGCAGCUUGAAUAUGCCAAGGCGGAACGUGCUUUCAAGGCGCUUCGCUCACUGCAACCUUAUCGACUACUGGAUAUGGAGGUGUACUCGACACUUCUGUGGUAUCUCCAGAAGCACGUGGAGCUUUCAUUUCUGGCGCAGGAGCUGUUGUCGAUCGAACCUCGCUGCCCCCAGGCCUGGAUUGCCGUGGGAAAUCUGUUCUCGCUGCAGAAAGAGCGGGCGCAUGCUCUGACCUGUUUCCGGCGGGCGGCACAGCUGGACCCUCGCUGCGCCUACGCAUAUACUCUGAGUGGACACGAGUCUGUCGAGGAAGACCUCGACAAGGCGAUCAACUUCUUCCAGUCAGCAUUACGGGCUGAUUCGCGGCACUACAACGCAUGGUAUGGCCUCGGCACGUGCUACUUGCGGAUGACCAAGGUGCGGCUGGCGGAGUAUCACUACCGCAAGGCCAUGGACAUCCAUCCGUAUAAUGCGGUGUUAGUUGGCUGUGUUGGGCUAGCGGUGGAACGGUACGAUCGUGGGGCUGCUCUGAAGCUCUUUGAUGCCGCGGUCAAGUUGGCGCCGGAGAAUGCCCUGGUCCGUUAUCGCAGAUCCAAAAUCCUCAUUGCAGUGAAGAGAUAUCCAGAGGCCAUCCAGGACCUCGAGAGAUUGCGCAAUACCGCGCCGGAAGAGUCCAAUGUUGUUUUCCAGCUCGCCAAGGCUUAUCGACUCGUUGGAAAUGACGUCAAGUUUGCGGCAACGCUUGCACAAGCACGUGAUAUGUCCCCCAAGAGUGUUGCGAAACUCAAGAAACUGCUGGAUACGGUCAAGGACGACAGUGCGGACGAUCGAAUGGACGAGGGAUAGCUAAUUGAUCGUACUUCCGUCGUCAUAUCUCACGAUAGUGUUGCCAUGUUUGGCACCGACAACAGCGGUUCCCCGUCGAGUCAGUGAUCGUGUGAUAUAAAACGCGACCGUGACUGUUGUGGUGCUCGUGAUCUCCAUUCCUCCCUCGACCACCAUGUUCGCAUAGUUGUGUCGUCCGUGUCCGCCCCCUCGUCCCCCUCUCCACCCGAGUCGCACCGACUGCUGGGCCCACCCUCGCACAAGCAUGGUCAAUAAACUAGCCCGUACUUCCAAUAACGGCUCUUUGCUCUUUGAACCUGAGAUUGUAGAACGUAUACACCGUUGAAAGCAGCCCCUCUAUACCCGAGCCUCGUGCCAACCUACUUAACUCGCCAGACUUGUUCUUCCAUCCAACCACUCAAUCACUCAACCACCCACAUUAUCAAUGGCGUCUACUUCGUCUGACCUCUUUGCCCUGGCGCGCUCCAAGCUGAACCUGUCUUCCGGCCACAAGGACAGUUUCAGUUUGCACCGCUGGGUGCUACUGAAAAACUCGGUCAUCCAGUCUAUUCCUUGCAUCACUUCUCCCAAAAUGUCUACUACUGUCUCCACCUCUACUGAAGCCGAAGAGGACGACGAUUUCGAUUCCUUCAUG
Mycena citricolor is the source of this 2393-nucleotide messenger RNA. Lineage: Eukaryota; Fungi; Basidiomycota; Agaricomycetes; Agaricales; Mycenaceae. The record is from the annotation of a GenBank genome assembly.